GAGGGUCAUUCUCAGACAGUUCUGCAGGGCUGCAAUAAAUCACCCUGCACAUUCCCACCCCUCCUUCCCUCCCUCUGUCUGUCUCCCUCCCUCUCUCCCUCUCACUCUCUCUCCUUCCUUCCUUCCUCCCAUCAGCUUGCCACCUCUCACUUUGCAGCCUCUUCUCCUUUGCUUUCCUUAACCCAGGACCCUCCUCCCCCUUGUCCCCCCAUUCUCACCCCUUUUUUUAAAAAAAUAAUUGGGGUGGUGGUAAAUGACUAUGCUCCCCUAUAACCCUAAUCCUUCCUGAUAGUCAAGAACACCCUUUAUCUUGCAGAUUAGGGACGUUCGGUGCCAGAUAAUAGAAACAAAAAACAAAAACCCUCUCUCUCUCUUCAUAUCAAGCCACCCCAACUAAUAUGACUCCUGGAUCCAUCUAAAAUAUAUAUAUAUAUUGGAGGAGGUCAUCGAUGCACCUCUAUCGGAUCUAGAAAGAGAAGACUCAAGAAGCCUCCUCCAGACAGGGAGCCACAAUUCCAGACUGGGGUUUAUUUGGGGUGGGAGGGUGGUAGGAGCAAAAUAUAUGACAUUUCUCAAAAUUAAAAAAAAAUAUAUAUAUAUAUUUCAGGACAAGGGAGGAAGAGAAAUUUUUUUUUUUCCUCUCUCUUUUUUGGAUUUUUUUUUUUUUUUAUUAAUUUUUAUUUUUUAAAUAUUCUCGGCACCAAAGAAGACGGGAUCCCUUAUUCUACAGACAUUGCAACCUGCAAAAAAGGACAGCUGGGGGCGCUCUGGGUGUAGCCAUCGAUCAUGCACUCACUGGACGAGCCCCUGGACCUGAAGCUCAGUAUCUCUAAGCUGCGGGCAGCACGAGAGAAGAGAGAUCGCAACGGGGGGAGCACUAAGAGAAAUGUGGUGCACCAUGAACUGAUGAUCCGGGACGAUGGGACCACUGUUAUCACCCCCAUCUGCCCCUCACCCCCGCCAGGGUUCCUGUCUCGUUUCCGGGAGGGGGACAGUCCACCCUUCUCUACUCCACCAAUUGUGGACCUCAGCCUCUCCCCUCCUUCUGGGAUGGACUCCCCGAGCCGCUCAUCUUUGUCCCCUGAGAGGGUGACUUGUGGGGACAAUCUGUUGGACACUCCGUCCCUGCGCUGCAGAGGUGACACCGCUCCCAGUCCGUUCCAGUUCUUUCUGCCCCUCAGCUCCGGUCUCCAGCUGCCCCCAUCCAUGUUCCUGACCCCACCGAAGGAAAAGCGUCUGUCCCUGGAGUACACCGAACAGAAACAGCUGGUGUGUCAGUGGGCGAAGUGCAACCGCCUCUUCGAGUUAUUGCAAGAGUUGGUGGAUCACGUUAAUGAUUUCCACGUGAAGCCAGAAAAAGAUGCCGGAUACUGCUGCCACUGGGAGGGAUGUGCCCGGCGGGGGAGAGGAUUCAACGCCAGGUAUAAGAUGCUUAUUCACAUUCGUACCCACACCAACGAGAGGCCGCAUUGCUGCCCGACUUGUCACAAGAGUUUCUCACGGCUGGAAAACCUGAAGAUACACAACCGGUCACACACAGGUGAAAAGCCUUACAUGUGUCCCUACGAGGGCUGCAACAAGCGUUACUCCAACUCCAGCGACCGCUUCAAGCAUACGCGCACCCACUACGUGGACAAGCCCUACUACUGCAAGAUGCCCGGGUGUCAGAAGCGCUACACGGACCCCAGCUCUCUACGCAAGCACAUCAAGGCCCACGGCCACUUCAUCUCACAUCAGCAACGCCAGUUAUUGAAGAUACACCAGCCGCCCAAAUUACCAGCAGCGGGGGAUGGCAGCUAUGCAAGUGGCGCCCAACUCAUUAUUCCCAACCCAGCAGCCAUCUUUGGCAGUCAGACUCUGCCGAUUCCCUUGGCACCAGGACCUUUAGACCUCAGCUCGUUGGCUUGCAGCGGUGUAGCGUCUGCUCUGGCGGGGUUACCAAAUCCCAUGUUGACACUCGCAGGGUCCCCGCUCAACUUGGCCAAGGGCUCCCUGUUGUCCCAGGCUUAUUCUGCAGCAGGCCUCGGCCUGCCUUUAAUGUCUCUGAUUUCAGCAGGAAAAUCCGAAAAUGAAAAGAGGCCUAAGGCUCAAAGGUUGGAGAGCAAUGAGAGGACUGAAGGGACAAAAGUGAGGCCUAGUUCAGCAGAUGCACUGUCUCUGCUACCCAGCGGGGUCUUAGAUCUUUCACCCGGCAUGGGCUCGGAUUCUCUACUGCCAGGAUGGGUGGUCAUCCCUCCAGGGUCUGUGUUACUGAAACCAGCAGUGGUCAACUGAGAAGGCCGUGCCCCCCUGUAACUUUCCCCCUGUGCCCACUUAACCUACACACAACAACGGGGGCCCUUCCUCUGCAGACGAGGCGUGACCCAGUUACAUUCCUGGCCCUGUGAUGAUCCCCGCGGACCUCUUGCACAAGCACCAAUACAGAGAAUGUAUAUUUGCAGCCUCACGAGGGGGGGGGGGGGGGGGGUGUAUUGACCUCCGGAUCUCUUUAUCACUUUAGCAUUUCCCGCAGAAUUGCUUUUUCCCUUUUUUUUCUUUUCUUUAAGUACGUGGGACCAAAAUGUGACGGAACGGUAACGAAACUUUCCACGGACCAGAGGGGUUUUGCGGACUGAGUAUAGAACGAAGCACUUUGCGGUAUUUCGGAGGCCGGGUGAAGUCACGUUGUGAUCUGCAGUCUUUUGUUUCUCUGUAUUCACGAGAGAAGGUUUUGUACGCCUUCCGAGAAAAGCAAUAAUAAUGGAGAUGCUCAGACCGAGCUGACUCUGCAACGACAAGAGGGAGAGGAGCGUGGAUAGUCCGGGAAACAUCCGAUCUCUCAUCCACUCUCCGAUUCUCUGCGUACUCAUCGUCUCUUCUGUAGAUCAGCUCUAUGAUGAUGGCCUAUCACACGCUCAUCCUUCGGCCCCAUCCUCAUUCCAGAACUGUCCCCCCCCCCCAUCUUGGACUUGUAUCCCGAUCGCUCGUUCUCUUAUAUCACAUUCCGUUAGUGGAUAAUAUUUCCAUUUUGACACAUACCUAUGCACUAACUCGCUCUCUGCACUUUCCCAUAAUCCUAUCUACCAGCCCUAACUCCAUGCCGCGCCAUUUCUUUAUCCCGCCCCAACACACACACUAUAGAUAUCCUGUGACAAUGCAUUCAGGCACAAUGAAUGCUGCUUCUCUUUGCUUCUCCUCAGAACGCGCAGAAAAAUUUGCUUAUUUUUUUUUUUUUGUUUUUAAA
Messenger RNA from Hyla sarda, 3223 nucleotides. It is a transcript of the gene GLIS2, whose product is annotated as GLIS family zinc finger 2. Gene Ontology annotation, cellular component: nucleus. The record is from RefSeq and is a predicted model, not a curated record. The coding region runs from base 787 to 2274 and encodes 495 amino acids. Lineage: Eukaryota; Metazoa; Chordata; Amphibia; Anura; Hylidae. Gene Ontology annotation, biological process: smoothened signaling pathway; regulation of transcription by RNA polymerase II. Gene Ontology annotation, molecular function: RNA polymerase II cis-regulatory region sequence-specific DNA binding; DNA-binding transcription factor activity, RNA polymerase II-specific. The transcript has 7 exons.